UAGAGCUCUGGAAAUUCUUGCGAUUCUAUUGAAUUUGGGACAUGGAAACUUUAAUAAAUUUUCAUUUCAAUAAUUCUCAUAUAAAUGCAUAUCAAUUUUUUUCCCCUGUGAAUUCUACAGCAAUAAUCGUCAAUUUUAUAUCCUUCAAUUUUUUCCUCAAGAAACCGCGAGUAGUGAAUUCCAUGAAUGGCGUAGACAUUCCAUUCAUCAAGACGCAAUCAAAGAAUUUUCCUCAUACGACGAAAAAAUUAUUACAGCCAUUCUAUCCGAUGUUACUCCAUGACGAUGACUUGUACAACACGAUCCUUGAUAUGGAAAUGACGAGCAGCCAGGAAAUUUCUCAUAAGAACGAGAGUUCAGGUGGAAAAAAGUGCUUCCUAGGGGAUGAUGCUGAGGAGACUGAUGGUCAUGCCUGGACCACCAAGAGGAUCGACGAAUGGAGCAAGGGAGAUACCAUAAACUGGUUAUUGUCCGCUGCUUCGCAUAUGGGACAGCCCUAUUGCUCCAUUCAACAGAGCUUGGCUAUUCCUGGCAGGGACCUUGUUAAACUCAAGAAGAAGGAGUUCGUUCUUCGUGAUCACGAUUAUGGAGCGAAACUCUACAAACUUUUGCACUCACAGAGAAUGCAAAACGUUUUACCGAACUUUUCAUCGAUUGACAGAAUAUCUCGAGAUGAUUGCAGAUCCUCGGGCGGCUCUACAUGUUUUUCUGAAACUACUGAAUCUGAAGACAAUCUAGACAUUCCAUCUAAAGGACGGACUCCAGGUCGGCCCAAAGGUUUCAAACAGAAAAAUUCCCCUCAAAAUUUGGGAAAAUUGUGGGAGUACAUUAGGGACCUCCUGCAGAAUCCAGAAACAUGUCCUAACCUUAUUCGCUGGGAGGAUUAUUCCCAGGCGAAGUUUAAAUUCGUCAGGAGUGAAGAAGUGGCUAGACGGUGGGGCGCGAGGAAUGGAAAUACUACAAUGACUUAUGAAAAAUUCAGUCGAGCCAUGAGAUAUCACUACGACAAUCAAAUCUUUCAAUCAGUCAAGAAUGAAAAAUUAGUGUACAAAUUUGGUCCCAACGCAAAAGGAUGGCAAACCGACAAUCCGAAUUUCCUCCGUCAAUCAUCAUAAAAGAAAAUCCUCAAGCGAUAUAAAAAAAAACUCAGGUACCUUAAUGAAGUCGUGAAUGGGAGGAAAUGUGCAAUCGCUCUCUCACUGUUUACAAUCUCUCUACUUGUAACACUUUAUCAUUGUGGCAAUGUUCAUUGUCAAUUUCGCGACAUCUAUAAUAUCACAGGAGGUAGUACAGCGUAUUCGCUAAAAACCUUAACAUUAUUGACUAUUGUAUUCGUGCGGCAAUGCAUUACAGUUAAGAAGCUCAAUGUUUAUUAUUUAUUUCAAACCAUUUGGCGAACUUGAUGUUUCAAAAGUCUGGAAUCUAGCGGAUUAUCAUUAUUCAAUUAAUUUAUUUGGUCGGAAGAAUGGAAUUUUUAUUUUAAUUUGAGACCACUAAUCCUAUUAUUUCGUAUGCAUACUUUACCACUCUAUAAAAGCUGAAGAAUGAUCCAAACUUAAUAAAUGCAUUCAUAUAAAAUAAAGAAAUCACCUUUUGCCUCGUUCAAUUAUCGAUGGCAUCGAAUCUAUACAUUUUAACGAAAAUAAUGUACCAUUUCCAGAAAAAAAUAAAUGGUCGCUUUGAAUUCAUUCCCUAUCCAAUAAGAUUGUGCGGCAUGCAUUUUAUGUACUAGGAUUUCAGCAGUGAAAUUGUAAAGUGAAAUAAAGUAAAAUAAAAUCUCAGUGAAA
This is a messenger RNA of Fopius arisanus, 1787 nucleotides long. Its product is annotated as ETS homologous factor. Gene Ontology annotation, molecular function: sequence-specific DNA binding; DNA-binding transcription factor activity, RNA polymerase II-specific. The transcript has 7 exons. Gene Ontology annotation, biological process: regulation of transcription by RNA polymerase II; cell differentiation. Gene Ontology annotation, cellular component: nucleus. The record is from RefSeq and is a predicted model, not a curated record. The coding region runs from base 42 to 1115 and encodes 357 amino acids. Lineage: Eukaryota; Metazoa; Arthropoda; Insecta; Hymenoptera; Braconidae.